Molecule: messenger RNA, 10426 nt
Organism: Ruditapes philippinarum (Manila clam)
Lineage: Eukaryota; Metazoa; Mollusca; Bivalvia; Venerida; Veneridae
Product: trithorax group protein osa-like
Exons: 18
Coding region: 373-8463 (2696 amino acids)
Biological process (GO): regulation of transcription by RNA polymerase II; chromatin remodeling; positive regulation of DNA-templated transcription
Cellular component (GO): nucleoplasm; SWI/SNF complex; nBAF complex
Molecular function (GO): DNA binding; nucleosome binding
Source: RefSeq, a predicted model, not a curated record
UUGACUGAUCUUCUCAGAUAUUCCCGCUUAGUGAAGUGUACCAUAUAAUAGGUCUGUUUAUGAUAAGGCCAUGCUGCCAUCCAAGUUAUUUUCUUGACUCAAGGUAUUGCCUAAAAUGUAACAACAAUACACGUGUGUUAAAAAACAUUGCUCAAUUGUUUAAGGAAUAUAAAGGAAGGAGGACUCGACGUCGAGAGACUAGAAGGUCAGAUAAUUUGCUUGGAUUUCGGGGAGUAUGAUUGUUUUGUUUCAUUCGUGAUAGAAAGACAAAUAGAAGGAUAAAUACAGAGGUAUGUACCAGUAAGAUUGGUUUACUAAGUGCCUUGAAACUUGUAUCAGGGCACUGGACAUGUAGGAUGGCAGAAAACUACUAUGAUAAGUUCAAAUUCGAAGCAACGUAAGGCGAAUACAAUGGACUCAUUUCAAGAUGGUGGCCACAAGCUUAUGAAUUCUGAACACAGCAACUUUUCACAAAGUAUGGAGGGUUCGUAUAUGAAUCCAGAGAUGAAUCAUUAUGGGCCAAACCCUGGAGAACAGGGUAUGGGUCCUGACAAUUAUAAUAGGAUGAACGAGGGGAUGGCUCAUGGACAAAUGUCACAAUAUAACCCAUACAAUAGAUCAGCUUAUCCAGGCAUGGAUAAUGGUAUGGGUAAUGAAUAUUCAAGUCAUAGCUCUGCAUAUGGGCAGUAUCAACAGCCAGGCAGUCGUGGAAGUUUUCCUGGGGGUCCACGGCCGCCAAUGGGACCUGUCAGGCCAGGGGCAGGUGCCCACGGAGGGGGUAUGAUGCCAGGACCAGGGGCUUACAAUUCAAACCAGCAGAGAAUGCUGUCUGGACAAACAAUUUCGCAGCAGUCGGGGCCGACACCAACGCUAAACCAGCUGUUGCAAACGCCAAAUUCUCAGCCGCGAUACCAAAACAAUUAUGAUGGCUACCAGGGACCUCAUAAGGGGCCAGAUAUUAGUGCGAGCAAUGGACCCUAUGGUAUGCCACAGGGUUGGAUGCAAAAUCAAAGAGGGAUGGGCAACUACCCUCAGAUGUCAAUGUCAGGACCUUCCCCAUAUAGGGGCCAGGGUCAGCAGAGUUACAAUCAGCAAGGUUUUAACCAACCUCCAAAUUCUCAGUCACAGUACAGCAGCAGUCAGGGCUCAAUACAACAACAGCCUCAACCCCCGGGGCAGCCACCAGGGUCAUCACCACAGCAACAGAGACCUACUCCACAACCUUCACCUCAUCAGCAAAUUAGUCCAGCCCCAUCUCCAUCACCAGCUCACCGCUUGACCCCUAAUCCAUCUCCUGGACCACAGCGACCCCAGCCGCAGCCAUCACCUGGACAACAACGUCCUUCACAACCAUCACCUUCACCUUCUCAAAGGUCAUCCUCAUCACAGUUGUCUCCUCCAGGGUCAUCACCAGGACAACAGAACUCCUUACCAAACUCACAGCAUAAUCAUCUUUCUAGUCCAAAAGAUUCCUCCACCGAAGAUGUAAAAGGGGAGGGAACUCUUAUGAGCAAUUCAUCUCGACCAGAACCGUCACCAGGAUCUGUAGGUUCAAGGUCAAAUACACCAGCCUCUAUCUCAGGUGCAAGUCCUAUGCCCCCACGUCCCCCCUCACAACAGGAUGGUCCACAACAAAAUUCACGUAUGAGUCAGUCACCAAUGCCAGCUCCAGGAUAUAAUCAGCAGAUGAUGCCCCCACCCAUGGGGCCCAAUCAGAUGGGAGGAUAUAACCAAGGCAAGAUGGGCCCUGGGCAACCGGGGUCGUACAAUCAUCAUUACCAGAAUUCACAAUAUCCCCAAUCUGGAGGAGGGAAUUUUCCAAUGCGUCCAACCCCAGGAAUGGGAAAUUACCCACAAAACAUGUAUAAUGGACCGAAUCAGGUUGGACCUGGUGGACAGCCAAUGUAUAACAAUAUGAGUGGCCCUGGAAUGGGUAGAACUAGUUAUAACAAUAUGUACAGUAAUCAAGGAGGCAUGAUGGGAAUGAAUAGUCAAUAUGGAAAUUAUGGAGGCCCUGGACAAAGUCCUCAAAGUGGUCCUACGCCGGGCAUGACAAGUCCUGGACCUAGUGCUAAUGGACCACAAUCAAAUAUUAACUCUAUGUCGAGCACAAGUACUGGGUCCAAUGGACCAAUGUCUGUGCCGCCAGUUCAAGGUCAAACACCAAUCAAAGGUGCUCAGACUGCUGCUCAGGCUGCUGCUCAAGCAGCCAUGGCAGCGGCUAAUGCAGCUGCACGCUCACAACCGAGUCCUGGCAGACCAAGUCAACCACAGCAGAGAAUGUAUAAUCCAAAUAUGCCUGUUGGACCUCAUUCCAUGCCACCCCAGUCUAUGAGCCCUUUAAGUCAUAUGGGACAGAUGAAUCAAAUGGGUUAUAACUCAACAAAUAGUCUGUCACCACAUCAGCAGAACUCUGUUUCACCUGUGCCUCCAAAUGUAAUGGGUCAAAAUAUGCCUCCAUCAGGAAAGAUGCAUAAUAGUUCUAGUGUUAAUAAUUAUAAUAGUGAACAACCACUUCCAAAGUCAAAAUCAAAGUCUAAAUCUGUGACAAAUACAAACAUACCUCCAACAAAUAUACCAAACAGUUUGAGAAAUUCCACCGCUUCUCCACACAUGGGUAUGGCUAGUCCUUCAAUGCAGGACCCGAAUAUGCAGCCGCCACAGCCUGUGUCGACGCCAGCAUCAACACUAUCAGAUGCAGGAUCACAUUCUAAUGAUUCAACUAGUAUGGGACCAGUGAUGAAUAAUGACUCUAAUGUACAACCUAAUUCAAUAUCUGGUCCCAAUGGAAUGCCAGGUGUAGGUGGUCCUGAUGCCUCCCAUUCUAUGCCUGCAGGGGAAACAGGCCAAAAUGAGAACCAAUCAAAUACAACCCUUCCAAAUGAUGCACAGCAUCCCAUAACCACACAGGCAAAUACUACAUCUGCUGUGGAGACAACAACAACUGUGACACAAAGUAUCACCAGUCCAGUAACAAGUUUAUCAACAGAAGCAGGUAACAGUAAUGAUAGUCAGCCAGUACCAAUGGAACCAUUACCUGUCAUGCAGAACUGUAUACCAACUCCUCAAAGUAUAGGUGAUCAAGAAAAUAGUAAUGAACCUCCAGAAAAGAAAAGAAAAACAGAUAAUACGGGCAUUUCACAGUUGCCAUAUGCCCGAGUGGCCCCGUCACCGGACGGGGCAAGCAUAGCUUCUUCAGGCACACAUGAGGAUAUUGACAACGUAGGAAGCCCAAGUGGCUGGUCCAAUUCAGCAAAGUCUGGUAAUGGUGACCAUAUGAAGUUGUAUGAAAUGGGAAUGGAACCAGGCAGGAAGCUGUUUCUUGACCGUUUGUUUGCAUACUUGGAUGAGAAGGGAACUCCAAUGUCUAAUAUGCCUGUGAUCAGUAAACAACCAAUAGAUUUGUUCCGUCUCUACAUGAUAGUACAAGAGAAGGGUGGAAUGGUAGAGGUAACAAAAGCAAAGAAAUGGAAGGAGAUUUGUGGUUUGAUAAAUGUCUCUGGGUCCGCAAGUGCAGCAUUUACACUCAAGAAGAACUAUAUCAAAUUUUUGUUUGCCUUUGAAUGUCGCUUUGAUCGUGGUGGAAUGGACCCUGCACCAAUACUGGCUCAGAUGGAAAAUGAUUUGGAAAAGAAACGUGCAGCAAAACAAAGGAAUAGAGCUCCCUCACCAGGUUCACAAGGUUCCCAGGAUGGAUUACCAGGCCAAUUUAUGCAGAAUGACCCUAGUAUGGGUCACAUGGGGCAAGGCAUGAUGGGAAAUCACAUGAUGAACAAUAUGGGUCCACAUGGGGCUCCUAUGAUGGGACCAAACAAUAUGGGAGGUCCACAUCACAUGGGGCCGGGUAUGCAGGGACCUGGUCACAUGAUGGGUUCAAUGGGUCAUCAAAAUUAUCCAAACUCUGGGUAUAUGAUGCAAGGUGGACCUAACUCCAUGAUGGGCAACAACAUGGGACCUCAAGGAGGAAUGAUGGGUCCAGGUAUGCAGGGCCCAAAUGGUAUGAUGGGUCCAGGAGGUAUGGGCCCACAGCAGGGAAACAUGAUGCCAAACAACAUGGGUCAGCAUAACAUGAUAAACAAUAUGAAUAUGCCAUCCAAUAGCAUGAUGCCACAUAACAAUAUGGGCCCGGGAGGAAAUAUGCCAAGUCAUCAGCCUGGUAUGAUGCCCCCAAAUAGCAUGAACCAGCAACAAAUGAUGAGAAAUAACAUGGGGCAUUCUCCAGGCCCAAAUAAUGGACCAAUGAUGCCACCUAACAGUAUGAUGAGAGGUAAUUCUGACAGUGUUAGCUGCCAAGAUCCAUUUGCUGACGAGCCAUAUCAGAAACAAAAUGCUGGACCUCAAAUGCCGCCAUAUUCUAAUAUUCAAAAUUCUGCAAUUCCACAGUCAAACUCUCCAAUGCCCCCAAACAGUGGGCAGAUGCCAUCUCAAAAUUCAAAUAUGCCUCCAAGCAGUAAUGCAGGACCUGUGAAUCAAAUGGGUAUGAAUCACCAAUCCCAUUCCUCACAGCCAAUGAAACCAGAGAUCUCCUCAAAUAGCGGGAGUGUACAAAGUAAUACGGAAAUGCCAGUCACUUCCGGUAUGAUAUCACAGUCUUCUAAUGUAUCACUACAAAGCAGUGGCAGUGACACAUUUACAUCAAUGACCACAGCAAGUAUUUCUACAUCUACAAAUUCCUCAACAAUAAGCCAGCCAAACAUUUUCAAUCAGGAUAGUAACAGUAACAGCAGCAUGCCAGAGACUGCACCACCACAGUCCAUGGGCCCUCAUUCUGUACCAGGUCAGCCUCAGGUGUCCCAGCCAGUGAUGCCACACCCUUCUUCACUUCAGCAGCCAAUGCCAUGUCAACCACCAAUGGCACAACCAAUGAUGUCGCACUCAAAUUCAAUGCCUCCACAAAUGCCAGGACAACCUCCAAUGCAAUCACAGCCAAUGAUGUCACACUCUAAUUCAAUGCCUCCACAAAUGCAAGGUCAAUCUUCAAUGUCACAUUCUUCAUCCAUGCCACCCCACAUGCCAGCACAGCCAUCAAUGCCAUCUCAACCAAUGAUGCCACACUCGAGUUCUAUGCCUCCGUCAAUGCCUGGUCAGCCUCCUAUGCCAGCCCAGUCUGGUAUGUCACAGUCUUCUUCCAUGCCUCAAGAUGGUACAACAAACAGUUCUAGUCAAUAUUCCAGCACUACCAACACAACAAGUACAUCUGGUAGACAAUUUCCAUUUGGAGAUAACCAGUUUAGCAAACCUGAUAGAUUUGAUCAGGCGUCACCUGGUAUGCCUCCAACAGUCCCCCCAACAAGCAUGCCUCCAUCGGGCAAUACUCCUAUGACCCAGACUGGACCAUCUAGUAUGAAUCAGCACCAGCAGCCUCCGAUGAAUUACCCCCAGCAAGGCAUGAACCAGGCGCCAUAUGGUCCACACCAACAUGGUAUGGAUCCAAACUUUCAAGGUCGUUAUGGCAACCAAGGUCAGCCUGGUCCUGAUGGACAGUUUAACCAAGGUUUUCAUGGAAACCCUCCACAAGGUGGAUAUGCGCCACGCCCUCCAAUGAUGGGUGGAGAACAGUACCAGGGAUAUCCGGGUCAAGGACAGUAUGGAAAACCACCAAUACCUGGUGGCAGUAUUUACUCAACUCCAAACAAACGUUACCCUGACAACAGAAAUGAAUACAUGUCGCCAGCAUAUAAUGUUCGAGGCUCAUUGAGUUUCGAUGAUCGUAUGGGACCAAUGCACUACACUCCUUCCCGUCCUAUAUACCCGGAUUUCAGUGUGGAUAACAUGGCUUAUUGCUCCCAGCCGUAUGGAGGUUCAUCCUCGAUGAACUACGGUGACCCUAACACAUCCCAAUAUCAGUCGGCACCAUCGUAUAAUGAUUAUAGUGAUUCGUCAAUGACACCUGAUCGCAGAGACCAGGCUCAGUGGUCACCUAUGCCGCAGCAGAGAAGCUACCAUGGCAUGCCACCGUAUGGUCCAGGUCAGACUCCUGGGAUGAGCCCCAGUGGUCCACCAAACAUGAGUCACCUACCUAGAGUCAGAAUGUCACCCACCAGAAAUAGGGACUACAUGUCUCCAAAUAAACAGAAAAUGAUGCCAUCUGGUGGAAUGCAUGGUCCUUAUAAAAAAGACAUGCAUUUUCCUAUGGAUACCGUAGAAUCAACACAACCUCACCUUAGCAAGAGAAGAAAGUUAACGAAACAUGAUGUUGGACCUCAGGGUUACAAACCAGUCUAUACAGGAAGUAGAAGGAAUCGUGGGAGUUUUAGCACAGGGCAAAUUGAAGCCUGGAGAAUUAUGAUGGCAUUGAAAUCUGGCUUGAUGGCUGAAAGCACUUGGGCUUUGGAUACUCUAAAUAUCCUCUUGUUUGAUGAUUCCACUGUGGCCUACUUUGGCCUUGCUCAUUUGCCAGGUUUGCUAGAAGUCCUUCUUGACCAUUUCCGUCGCUGCCUCAUUGAAAUGUUUGAUCUGUUUGAAGAUUCUCAAAUUGGAUCCGGACAUGAAGAUUUUAAACAAAAUCUGGUUCGCAUGGCUAUCAUACAGUCGGCCCUGGAAGGGGACGAAGAUUCCGCUGAUCUUGAACUUAAACGUGUAAAUAAAUCAUUAGUGAAAAUAGAAAAUGCAGAUAUCACAAAUAGUGAAAUAUCAGAUAAAACACCUGAAAAGACAAAUGAAAAGAAAAAUGAUGAUAAGAAAAGUGAGGAAAAGGAAAGUGAAAAUGAAGAAAAGAAUAAUGAAUUAGAAACAUACAAGGAAUGGAAGGCUAGACCAAAUUUUACACAUAUUACAAGGCAAGGUAAAGAGGUGAAACUAGAAGAAAAUGCUCAUCCAAAUGGUUUAUUAGAUGAAAAGUUCUGGGAUGUAUAUGGUGAAUUUGGUGAUCAAUCAGAUCUCUGGGAAGUUGGGAAAGGUGACUUAACUGAGCACAUAUGUACACAUUUUGAGGAUAUGAAUGAACUGAAAAGAUGCUGUAAAAGGUUUUUCCGUAAACCAAUGGAAUUAAAAAAUCCUGAUUUGAAAGAAAAUACAGAAAAUCCAGAGGAAAUAGAAAAGGAUGGUGCAAUCAAAAUCGAGUCAAUGGAUACAGACGAUAAUAAUCCAGGGUCUGUGAAAGAGAAAGAUUCUGAGUCAGAAAACCAGUCAAAUCCUGAAAAUUCUGAUAACGAGAAGUGUGAAACUAGUUCCAAUAAUACCGACUUUGGUAGUGAUAAGUUCUCCUGUGAAAAGGAUCAUACAUGUAACAAAUUUAUGAAGGGAGUGACAAUAAAAGCUGAACCUAGGGAUACUUUACCUGAACAGAAUGACUCUGGUAGUGAUAUAAGCGAGGAAAAGCUUGGAACUAAAUCAUUUUUCAGAGAUGAACCCAGAAUGAAAUUAGCUGUAAAGUAUGAACUUUUAGAUAGUAAUGAACUUGUUCAGAUUUGUAAAACGCAGUUUGGAUUAAACACAGAAGGGGAGAGGAAUAAUAUGGAGGACGAGUCAUACCAACGAAAUGAGCCGCCACUGUGCCUUACAAGUGAGGCGCAGCAGGAGAUAGGUCGAAGAUGUGUCUGUGUUUCUAAUAUUUUCCGCAGCUUGUCAUAUCUACCUGGAAAUGACAUUGAAUUGUCACGACAUACAGGACUUUUGUACAUUCUCGGCAAGUUGCUACUGCUGCACCACAAACAUCUACCUCGAUCUCGGGUGCGACGCAAAUUUGAUCGUGAUGAUAUUGAUGACGAUAUGGUUGAUACAUCUCAGGGCGUAGAGGAAUGGUGGUGGGAUUGUUUGAACGUUCUCCGAGAAAACACACUUGUGAUCUUUGCCAACAUUUGUGCUCAGUUAAGAUUAGACAUAUUCCCAGAUGAGAUUUGCGUUCCAAUAUUGGACGGCUUGUUACAUUGGGUUGUUUGUCCAUCAUCAUGUGCGUCAGAUCCUCUCCCAACUGUGGGUCCAUCAUCCGUCCUGUCACCUCUCAGACUUGUGCUUGAAGCUCUGUGUAAACUGUGUAUCCAUGAUAAAAAUGUGGACAUGCUACUAGCUAGUCCUCCUUAUGAAAGGAUUGUGCAAUUAUUUAGUGUGCUGACAAAACUUCUCGCAAAUAAAAGUGAGCAAGUGACGGUCGAGUUUUCAGUAGUGUUGUUGUCGGAGCUGGUCAAAGGUGGCAGCAGUGCUGCACGUGGAGUGGCACUUCAACACCCAAGCAUAUCUCUCUUGAUAGACUUUAUAGAGACUGCGGAACAGAAAGCUGUCCAGGUAGCUAACAUGCAUACCGUACAGAUGCUUCGUGAUAACCCAGAAAUGAUGGGAACUAGUCUUGAUAUGUUACGGCGAGCAGCAACGGUGCUCUUGCAUUUAGCUAAGGUGCCAGAAAAUCGUAAACUGUUUGUUCAUCAUCAAAGUAGAAUAUUAUCUUUGGUAAUGUCACAGAUUCUGGACCAUAAUGUAGCAUCAAUACUGUCAGAUGUAUUGUUUCAGUGUUCCCAGUUAUCAUAACAUCAACUCUUUGUGUAGAUGUGUUACAAAUAUAGAGUUAUUACUCAAAACAGAAAUUGAGCACGUGUCGUAAGCGGAGAUAAAGGAGAAAGCAAAUGACUGAGAAAUUUAAAAAAGCUGGUCUUAUCCCUUGAAUCUGAAAGGAAGUUGAAUUAACUGUUAACAUGACAAAAGCCUGGCCCAAGAUUUUGUCAUUGUUACAACUCCCAUAAAGGAAAUAAUGAGCUCAAAAUGUGUUUGUAGAGGAAAAUAAAUUGUGAUCAUGUUUUGAUCUGUAGAUGUUUUUUCUUUCAUUUUCUAGAUCUUGUUAAAUAUUGACACAUUUCAUUCUCUUGGCCAUGUUAAACAUGAGCCCUCUUUGUAUCUCAUUAUUUGAAAAAAGAAAUGUACAUGGAAUCUUGUAUAUAUAAAUGUGUAUAUUAUAUCACAGUUGUUUUCUUGAUGUCAAAUAUAGAUGUUUAACAUUUUUCUCUUAUCAUUAUGAUUUGAUGAGAUCUAUACAGACAACUAUUCACAAUCAUUUUGUUCAUUGAUUACUUAUCACUUGCUAAAUUUUCAUUUAUCAUGCAUGUAAAUGAACACCUCAUUAAUAUUAAUUAGCUCCUCAUAAAUAUUCAUACUUAUGUGUUGAUUCACAAGUUUUUUGCAUUUGUCAGAAAAACUGCCUAUUAUAAUAUGAUGUUAAAUUUCUUGUUUUUGUUUGUUACCAAUAUGUUGUAUACGUGGAUAUAAGUCUUUAUGAUAUUGUUUUAUUUUUGUACACUAUGGAAGAAAAAAAUGUCUGACCUACAUGGGGAAAUCAAAUAGUAAAACAGGACAGGGCAGAAAGUUUGCAUGAAAUAAUGAAACAGAUAUUUUAUUUAUAUUUAAAUUCAGUCUACAUUUUUAAAAAGGAAAAAAAGUCUUGUUUUCUUUAAAACCUUGAUUUAAAAUUUGGAAAAUUAGAUGUUUUUAUAUAAAACAAAUACAUGUACAGCUGGAUACAUUAAAAAGAAAAUAUUACAUCAAAUACUCUUGCAUUUUUUGCACAAGUUGUUGGAGCUGUAACCUUGGGUAAUAUAGUUGGUUUAAUUAGUUGGUGAUUUAAUUAAUAGACAGGUGCUUUUGUCUAUAAAAUAUCAUGGUUGCUUUAGUUGGAUAUUUAGAGCUAUAAUAGACAUUUAUAAAAUAAGGCUUAAACUUUUUUGUGGUGAAAACAAGCAGACUUUUUAACAGAUACCUACUUUUCUGAAUUUGUAUAUUUUUGUCUUUCCUAUAUGACCCUGGUGCUUUAUUGUUCUAGCAGAUGAAUUCAGCUUAUUCUAGGAUACCUAGCACUCUGACUGUGAAGAUGCACAUUCCAGGAACUAUUUAUUUACUGCAUGAUUAAAACAUAUUCACAUGAUGCUUCUUGUUAUACUAAGUUUGAAAACUGAAAUUUACUUUGUUCUGAAGUUGAAUAAUUUAUUGUUUUCAUUUAACAGUGUAAAGCAGAAGAACUUGGUACAUGUAUAACUAUGUCGGUAUUAUGUGAUCAACCUUAAUAUAACUUACAUUUUAUACGCAAUUUCAACUAGUGCUGUAGAUUAUUUUUGUUUAUUUUGUAAGAGUUUAAAAAAUAGUAUUCUAUUGUAUUUUUGUUUCUUAAGGGCUUUAAACUAACUGACAUGUCACUAUAUUUAAUAGCUGAAAGGUAGCAAAGUUUAAGACCAAUAUUGUGUUAUAACAAUUAUUCUGCUACAGUGUUUUUUCCCUCUGGAAGAACUUGUUUGAUGUGAAGAAGAGUAAUUCUAGGUGGUUUUAUGUCUUUCAACGCUUUAAAAAGUUAUUUAACAUUGAAAUAAUAUUGGAUAAUUGCCGACGAGGAAUUAAUGUUAAAUGUUGGGUAUAACUGGGUCAUUUUUCCUUCUAUUGUUCUCAUGUGCAGAUAGCUUUAUAACAUUAUGUCAGACAUUGAAAAUGUGUAAAUAAAUUAUGAACAACA